Molecule: messenger RNA, 1833 nt
Organism: Photinus pyralis (common eastern firefly)
Lineage: Eukaryota; Metazoa; Arthropoda; Insecta; Coleoptera; Lampyridae
Product: lipoma-preferred partner homolog
Exons: 7
Coding region: 158-1678 (506 amino acids)
Biological process (GO): cell-cell adhesion
Cellular component (GO): stress fiber; focal adhesion
Source: RefSeq, a predicted model, not a curated record
AGCGCGCAGUUUCCAAUGUAUUUAAUCGAUUAUUCACUUGGACGAUUGUCCUAUUUGUCAUACCGCAAUGUCCUUUACUCAUACUUCCUUUUGUCCCGCUGAAUAUCAUUCGUCUACAUCAAAAUAAUCCCCCAGGAAUUCCGUCAGUCAGGAAACAAUGGACGAUCUCGAUAAACAAUUGGCGGAGCUCCAGCUGAUGAACAAUGCCGAUUUGUUACCCAAUCCGAACUUUGGAAAGAAAAUCGGCCCCGCGGUCCCACCCAAGCCCAAAAAACCUCAACCGCAGGUACCCUACUCGCACACAGUCAAACAAGCAGCCGAGCCGCUGUACUCCUCCAGGUUGCCGAGUGCAAAUUCCUCACUCUUGUACUCUAAUGUGCCCCCGCCGUCGCACUCCUACUUUAACGCGUCGACUUUGCCGAUGGGACAGAACUACAAUACGUACGCGAACGUCCCGAAUACCAUAAACGAACCCCUGACCAACUCGACCAUUCCGAUUAGCUCAAAUUUCGUUCCGAAAGCGUACACGAAACCGGACCAGCACGUGCUCUACAGCAACAUUCAGGUGGCGCCGCGGAACAACGACAACCUCAUCUACAACAACUUGCCUCACUCGACUCGUGAGACAGUCUACAGCAACGUCUACACGAAUGGAACCGACGAUUUACCUCCACCACCCCCACCUCUGGAGGUCAUGAACGAUUACGCACCAUGUACAGUUAACACCAACCUGCCGCCCCCACCCGACGACCUACCGCCGCCCCCAUCCCCGGUCAGCUCGAGCUACAGCGAGCUUAGACGGGCAACGCUUCCAGAGGAUUACCCCAACUAUUUAGGAUCACAGGCAUCGUCAACGUACGAGUCGAUUUAUGAGCCCAUCAACCCAAGACCGCCUAGUCAAAUGUCGUCCCGGUCGAAUUACUCCCUCUACGCGCCGUACGUGAGCGGCGGCAGCAACAUGUCGGGACCGAGUCAGUCGGCGAGUCGCGUCGGCGUGCGCAAGGAGCAGGAGGUCGACACGCUCACCGACCUGCUCGUGCAGGGAAUGGAGGACAACGUCGAGGUCGACUAUUACGGCAUAUGCGUCAAGUGCGGCGAAAAGGUCGUCGGCGAGAAUAGCGGCUGCACGGCGAUGGAUAAGAUCUAUCACACCACCUGUUUCACGUGCCAGCAUUGCGCCAUUAACUUGCAGGGGAAGCCGUUUUAUUCGCUCGACGGGAAGCCGUAUUGCGAGGAGGAUUACUUGAAUACGCUUGAGAAGUGCUGCGUCUGCACGAAGCCGAUCUUGGAUCGCAUACUACGGGCGACCGGCAAGCCCUACCAUCCGAAGUGCUUCUGUUGCGUAAUCUGCGGGAAGAGCUUGGACGGAAUUCCGUUCACGGUCGACGCGACGAAUCAGAUACACUGCAUCGAGGAUUUUCACAAGAAAUUCGCGCCGAGGUGUUGCGUCUGCAAGCAGCCGAUCAUGCCCGAACCGGGACAGGAGGAAACCGUCAGGGUGGUCGCACUGGAUCGCAGCUUCCACAUUCAGUGCUACAAGUGUGAGGAUUGCGGUUUGGUACUCUCAUCCGAGGCGGAAGGUCGAGGCUGCUACCCACUGGAUGACCACGUCUUAUGCAAAUCGUGCAACGCGAAACGAGUCCAAUUGCUCACCCGUCAUAUGACUACCGAAUUAUAAGCACUUAGCUAUUAGGGUUUUCUGGGGAUCUUCGCUUAACUUGCCAGCUUAUUUAUACAAGAAAUAACAUUCCACUUCUUUUUACGUGCCAAUAUUGAAUGUGAUUUAUAUUAAAAUUAACACAAAAUGUAAAAAUUAUAGAAUUUGUUAAAAAG